GGAUCGUGCACAGUUUCUCGUACAUGCGAACGCGCCCUGAGGGAUCGUCGCAGGAAGGGUUGAGCGAGUGAAGAUUGAAAGGAUCGAAAGACGGACCGCAAGAGUGUGGGUAAAAUAAAUUGACAGCGGAUAUAAAUUGAAUCCUACUCCUAGUUAUCGAAAAAGAUAGUUCUUCGCGGUCCGUAAGAAAGCGGAGUUCGAGUAUCGCACGUCCAGGUCCAGCUGUUAUGGACAUGGUGAUCACGAAUUUACAACAGCAACGUCAAGUGACGGAGCAGCUGCGCCGUGAAGCCGCUCUGAAGCGAAUCACGGUGAGCAAGGCUGUUGAAGAAAUCAUGAAAUACAUCACUGAACAUGAGCAGGAAGACUGUCUGCUGGUGGGCUUCUCGUCACAAAAGUCUAAUCCCUUUCGUGAAAAAAGCACCUGUAUCAUACUUUAAGCCAGCUUGCUUAAAGUGAAGAAGGAUGACAGAAGAGGAACAAACUACCAUAUCAAUUUUUGCAUCCUUGCUACAGUGUGUCGGUUCGUUUCGGCAAUAAGCGUAUUUGUACUCAUAAGAUCUAAGAACUUCCUAUUUAAAUUAUUUUCUAAUAUAUGUAUUUAUAUAAUGUUGAAAAAUCGAAUUUUCUACUUUAAUAUUUGCUGUUGAAAAUGCAUAUUUUGCCAAAGUUUAUAAGAUUCUCAAAACAGUUGUACAAUCUUGUGCGAGUUACACAAGAAUUUGUACGUGCCUUAUAUUUCUGCAACCUGAUCAGAAUUACUGCAGUUGUGGUCCAUAUAUUCACAAUAGUACAAUGUAUUUUUAUAUACAUAUACGAAAGAAGAUACCGUUAUACAUUCAUAUGCAUUUAAAUCAUUGGAAUAUUACUGCUCAGUGCCAAAAAUAAUUUUAUCUUUCUGUAUCUAGACUACUAUUAUCGUAAUAAAAUGUGUUAAAAAUAAUAUUUUGACAAUAGUUUAAUACAACACAGAAGAUUGAAUAUUAUCAGAUAAAACUGACAUCAAUCUCUUUUUAAUCUGCUUCACAAUGUAGAUUGAUGGAGAUUGUGCAAAUCAGUUUCUUUAAUGCUUUUAUCAAGUACCUACAUCCAAGUUCAAGUCUGAUAGCAAUAAUGAAAUAAUAUAUAUUUAAUACAAUAUCCAAUCAUCUUAUUUUUAAAAAAAGAGCAAGAUUUCAAUACUCACAAUAUCACUGGUAUAGGGGCAUUUUUAUUAUAAAUAAAAUAUAGCGUUUAAAAACAACA
This is a messenger RNA of Solenopsis invicta (red fire ant), 1245 nucleotides long. It is a transcript of the gene Ggamma1, whose product is annotated as guanine nucleotide-binding protein subunit gamma-1. Lineage: Eukaryota; Metazoa; Arthropoda; Insecta; Hymenoptera; Formicidae. The record is from RefSeq and is a predicted model, not a curated record. Gene Ontology annotation, molecular function: G-protein beta-subunit binding. The coding region runs from base 228 to 440 and encodes 70 amino acids. Gene Ontology annotation, biological process: G protein-coupled receptor signaling pathway. The transcript is spliced from 2 exons. Gene Ontology annotation, cellular component: heterotrimeric G-protein complex.